Micromonas pusilla CCMP1545 is the source of this 1084-nucleotide messenger RNA. RefSeq lists its product as uncharacterized. Gene Ontology annotation, biological process: translational initiation. Gene Ontology annotation, cellular component: eukaryotic translation initiation factor 3 complex, eIF3m. The coding region runs from base 80 to 1084 and encodes 334 amino acids. The record is from RefSeq and is a predicted model, not a curated record. The transcript is spliced from 3 exons. Gene Ontology annotation, molecular function: translation initiation factor activity; translation initiation factor binding; metallopeptidase activity. Lineage: Eukaryota; Viridiplantae; Chlorophyta; Mamiellophyceae; Mamiellales; Mamiellaceae.
ACGCUCUCACGCCCCGCGCGCCGUCCCCCGCGCGCUCCACUCCACCGAACGCAGGGACCGAAGCAACGCGGCAUCCCUCAUGGUCGCGUUCCUCCCCGUCGCCGGCGCCGGCAAGGUGGCCGGCGCUAGGGUUCACCCCGUCGUCGUGUUCAACGCGUGCGAUUCCUUCGUCCGCCGCGCGGAGGCGCAGGACCGCGUCAUCGGCACGCUGCUCGGCAGCGUCGGCGUGGACGGCGUCGUGGACGUCCGAAACUGCUACGCGGUCCCGCACAACGAGCAGAACGACACCGUGUACGUGGACGUGGAGUUCCACCGCGCGAUGAUCGAGCUCCACCAAAAGGUGAACCCGAGCGAAAAGAUCGUCGGGUGGUACAGCACGGGCGACGGCGUCGUCCCCACGGACGCGCUGAUUCACGAGUUUUACUCGCACGAGUGCCAGAACCCGGUGCACGUCACGUUGGACGUCGGGUUUAACGAUCGCGCGAAGCUGAUGCGAGCGUGGACCGGCAGCAGCAUCGCGAUCGGCGCGCAGGCGAAAUCGGCGGCGGACGCCGCGGGGGACAAGGCUGCCGCGGCGGCGGCGAUCGCGGAGAAGAAGGAGACCGCGCCGGGCGAGGACGGCGACGACGCCGCGGCGACGGGGCCCGGCGACGACGCCUCCGCGUCCGCCGCGAAGCCGCCCGCGGCGAUCCACUUCCAAGAGAUCAAUCUUACAAACGUCUUCGACGAGGCGGAGCGCGUGGGCGUAGCGAGGCUCUGCGCGCCGUCCUCGGACGCGUCCACGUCCGACGACGUCAGCGGCGCGGACGGCUUACAGAAGACCGUCGCGAAGCUGUCCGGGAUGCUCGACGACGCGGCGAAGCACGUCGCGGCGGUGUGCGACGGGAAGGCGCCGGCGGAUGCGGAGAUUGGCCGGCAUCUGUCGGACGCGUUGUCGGCGGUGCCGCGGCUGACCAAGGAGCAGUUCGAGAAGCUGUUCGGGGACUCCGUCGCGGACGUGCUGCUGACGCGGUACCUCGCGAACAUCACGAAGAUGCAGCUGAUGCUCGCGGAGAAGCUCCAGACGACGUCCUUGCUCGUGUAA